Molecule: messenger RNA, 1548 nt
Organism: Fusarium vanettenii 77-13-4
Lineage: Eukaryota; Fungi; Ascomycota; Sordariomycetes; Hypocreales; Nectriaceae
Exons: 2
Coding region: 1-1548 (515 amino acids)
Source: RefSeq, a predicted model, not a curated record
AUGCUCAACACAGUAUGGAAAUCACCCUCCGAGCUCGAUCAUCAACUCCCAAGCCAUCAUGACAGCGACAACUCUUUGAUGAGCCAGCUCGGCCUGAGAAACGUCGUCAUUUUCUGCUCCACCCGUGUUUGGCGUGGAGGCUUCAGGCUACUCCUCCAAGCAUCGGCCUUGUUCUUUGCUGUGUUUUUGCUUUUCGGCCUGUUGCCUGCACGCAUAUCAGGCGGCUCCUUUCACCAUGGUUUUCUAUCGUGGGGCUCUGAGCCGCUACCAGAAGCGAACCUGAGGAUCGUGGUAUUCGGUUCCCCCGAUAUCAUGGGUAGCGCCACCGACGCCUCGCGAAGCCGCCGAACGUGGACUGAGGAGCUAUGCGAAGAGCUCAACUGCACAUCACACAUCUCCCUCGUGCCGUCUGGUGGUCCCAGCAAAGGUCUCGUCAACAGCACUCUCUACGAAGUGGCGAUACAGAAGCUGCUCGACAUCACCCGACACACCGACGUCCAUGAAAAGCCUGCUCUGGACUACGACUACCUUUCUCAGCAGUAUCCAGCCCCUUUCCAAGUCCCCAGUCUGGCAGAUCAGGUACAAGAGUUCCUUGCCAUGCCGUCACCUGAAGCCACCCCUCGUGAGACAUUGUGGAUUUUCACCUUUGGUCUUUGGGAAAUCUGGAACAUGGCGUCGAUGCCACGAGAACACUCGGAGGAGAUUAUCGAGAUAAUGACGGACGAGAUCAUCGAACAGGCCGAGGUUCUGUAUCGGGCAUCACUGGACCCGAAAUCCGUUGCCUACUCGGACUUUUGGACCAAUGCCACCGAAUCCCAGGUCAAGGAGCUAACUGCCCCCGGCGCCAUUGAGAAGGUCGACGAGCGCAGAUUUGAGAGCUUCCGCAUCGUGAUCCCAACGCUUUUCGACAUUUCGAUGACUCCCGGCUGGAAUGGUCGACCGAAGCCGCCGUCUCCCAACAGCAUUGCCGAGCAGACUCGAAAUGCUGCCGAGCUCACCAAGCACUGGAACACGAUGAUUUCCUUUGCAAUCUCGCAGUGGAGGGACAAGGGUACGCAAAAGCCCGAUGGGUUGGUGGAAGAAAAAUCUGAAAAGUCGAGCAAAGCUAAGAGGGACGAUACUGCCAGCAAUGCUGAGCACACCAACGAAACCGAGAAAGCGGGCGAUCGGGUCAUCCUUGCUCCAUACCCUCUGCGAACUGGAUUCAAACUCAACCCCGUCAGGCCAAUCCUCGAUGCCAUGACAGAAGAAGAGAUGCAGCGCCUAAAGGUGGCAGACUCGCUAGGGCGUGGAACUCUAUCAAGCAACGACUCGAUGCGGUUCGCGGAUGUCUGGACACCAUGCGUCAAGGGCAAGACGGACGAUCUGGUCAUCGAGACGAAGCAGUUGACGGCUGAAUGUCAAGCCCCCGACGACCACCUAUUCUACGACUCGUUUACUAUAAGCGAGAGGGCUAUGAAGGGUGCGGUCAAGGUCAUGGCCGAGGACGUCCACAAUAACAUGUUUGACCUAAGCAUCAAGAAGGGCUGGUGGGGUAGAAGAACAUAG